Chelmon rostratus (copperband butterflyfish) is the source of this 5111-nucleotide messenger RNA. RefSeq names its product unconventional myosin-Vb. The record is from RefSeq and is a predicted model, not a curated record. Gene Ontology annotation, cellular component: cytoplasm; vesicle; actin cytoskeleton. The transcript has 34 exons. Gene Ontology annotation, biological process: actin filament organization; vesicle transport along actin filament. NCBI's taxonomy places the organism in Eukaryota, Metazoa, Chordata, Actinopteri, Chaetodontiformes, Chaetodontidae. The coding region runs from base 1 to 4857 and encodes 1618 amino acids. Gene Ontology annotation, molecular function: microfilament motor activity; ATP binding; actin filament binding.
AUGACUUCACUGGAGCUGUACAGCAAGGGAGCCAGCGUAUGGGUUCCUGACCCAGAUGAAGUCUGGGUGUCAGCCCUGCUCCUCCAGGACUACAGUCCUGGAGAGAAACAUCUACGGCUGCAUCUCUCUAAUGGAAAGGAGGUCCAUUACCCCGUGGGGUCCCCCCCUGAUCUCCCACCACUGGGGAACCCCGACAUCCUGGAGGGAGAAAAUGAUCUAACAGCUCUCAGCUUCCUCCACGAGCCCGCUGUCUUGCACAACCUGCGGGUUCGAUUCCUGGACUACAGUAACAUCUACACGUACUGUGGUAUUGUGUUAGUGGCCAUCAAUCCUUACGACCAGCUCCCCAUAUAUGGCGAAGAGGUGAUCGACGCUUACAGCGGUCAGGACAUGGCCGACAUGGAACCUCACAUCUUCUCUGUGGCCGAGGAAGCCUACCGCACCAUGACCAGGGAGGAGAAAAACCAGUCUAUCAUCAUCAGCGGAGAGUCUGGCUCGGGGAAGACGGUCUCAGCCAAGUUCACCAUGCGAUACUUUGCCGUGGUUGGAGGAGCAGCACAGCAGACCAGCGUGGAGGAGAGAGUUCUGGCCUCCAACCCAAUAAUGGAGUCCAUUGGGAAUGCUAAAACCACUCGAAAUGACAACAGCAGUCGUUUUGGGAAGUACAUCGAGAUCGGCUUCGGCAAACAAGGGGACAUCAUUGCGGCCAACAUGAGGACAUAUCUCCUGGAGAAGUCAAGGGUCGUCUUCCAAGCAGCAGCAGAGAGGAACUAUCACAUCUUCUACCAGCUGUGUGCCUCCAGAGAGCUGCCUGAAAUGAGGUCCUUCAAGCUGGAUGCACCUGAACGUUUCCGCUACACCAGCCAGGGAGGAGAGAUGCAGAUUCCUGGUACUGAUGAUUUGUCGGACCUGGAGCGCACUCGCAAUGCUUUCACCAUCCUGGGUGUGCAGCCUGACCAACAGAUGGAGCUCUUCAGGAUCCUGGCGGCUGUUCUGCAUCUGGGAAAUGUCAACAUCCAAGCCAGUGGGAGAAGUUCUGACCGGGGUUACAUUGAUGCAGACGACCGCUCUCUGGCUGUCUUCUCCAAGCUUUUGGGAGUGGAUGGACCUCAGACGGCCCACUGGCUGUGCCACCGCAGAUUGGCUGUAGGUGGUGAGAUGCUGGUCAAGCCCAUGUCCGCUCAGCAGGCUGUGGACGCCAGAGACGCACUGGCCAAACACAUCUAUGGCCAGCUGUUCACAUGGACGGUCCAGAGGCUCAACUCUGCUCUGCGCAACCAGAGGGGACAGACCAAAUCCUUUAUAGGGGUGCUUGACAUCUAUGGGUUUGAGACCUUUGACCGGAACAGUUUUGAGCAGUUCUGUAUAAACUAUGCGAAUGAAAAACUGCAACAACAGUUCAACAGGCAUGUGUUCCACUUGGAGCAGGAGGAGUACGUCCGGGAAGAGCUGGCCUGGAGCAGGAUUGAGUUCAGUGACAAUCAGCAGUGCAUCAGUCUCAUAGAGGGACAACUGGGCCUGUUGGAUCUUUUAGAUGAGGAGUGCAGAAUGCCCAAAGGUUCAGACGAGAGCUGGGUGCGGAAGCUGUACGACCAGCACCUGACCAGCAAGCCCCACCCUCACUUCCGGAAACCUCGCAUGUCCAACAGCGCCUUCAUCGUCCUGCACUUUGCUGACAUGGUGCAGUAUGAAUGCGAUGGCUUUUUGGACAAGAAUCGAGAUACAGUCUUCGAGGAGCUCAUUAACAUUCUCAAAGCCAGUCAGGUCAGACACCUGGUGGCUGAGUUGUUCCAGCAGCAGGGAAACGUGUCCUCUGUGGCUAAUGGAAGUGUUCGCUCAGGAAAAAGAGCCACCAGAGAGCACAGACUGACAGUGGGCUUCCAGUUCCGUCAGUCCUUACAGAUGCUCAUGGACACCCUCAACAGCACCACUCCUCACUACGUGCGCUGUAUUAAACCCAACGAUCUCAAAGAACCCUUUUUGUUUGACCCCAGCAGGACAGUCCAGCAGCUGAGAGCCUGCGGGGUGCUGGAGACAAUUCGCAUCAGUGCUGCAGGUUAUCCAUCCAGAUGGACGUACGAGGAGUUCUUCAGCAGGUACCGCCUCCUGCUUCGAGGUCCUCAGAGCCAGGACCAGGCCCAGGCCUCGUGCAGACAGGCCCUGCCUCAGCUCAUCCCAGACCCAGACCAGUACUGCUUUGGAAAGACCAAAGUGUUUUUCCGGGCCGGUCAGGUGGCUGUUCUGGAGAGGCUGAGAGCCGAGAGGCUGCGUGUUGCUGCUGUGAUCAUCCAGACCCAAGUCAGAGGAUGGCUGUCGCGGAUUAGAUACACCAGGAUCUGCUGGGCAACCAUCACUAUACAGAGAUACUGCAGAGGAGCUCUGGCCAGACGGCUGGCUCUGACCCUGCGCCACUCCAAGGCAGCAUUAGUGAUCCAGAAGACCUUCCGCAUGAUGGUGUUCAGACAGUUAUUCCUCAUGAUCCGACAGGCCACCAUCACCAUCCAGGCGUUCACCAGGGGCACACUGGAGCGCCGCAGAUACAGACUGCUGGUGGCGGAGCGGGCCGCGGUGUUGCUUCAGGCCAGAGUGCGGGGGUGGUUGGCGAGGCAGGCGUACAGGCGAGUACGAACGGCGGUGGUGUUCAUGCAGUGCUGCGUGCGCCGCAGGGCUGCCAGGAGGGAGCUGCUGAAACUGAAGAGCGAGGCCCGCUCAGUGGAGAGGUACAGAGAGCUCAACAAGGGCAUGGAAGUCAAACUGAUGCAGCUGCAGCUCAGAGCAGACCAGGAGGCCAGGGAGGGCGUAGCUUUGAGAGAGACCCUGCAAGCCGAGCGAGAGGCCGCCAGGGCGGAGCUGGAGGCUCUGAGGACGACGAUACGGAAGCUGGAGAGCCUGAAACACGAGAAGCCUCAGCCCUGCUCCGUCAUCAGCGAGAAGGAGGUGGAGGAAAGGAGGAGAGCUGAGGAGAAGGCAGCCCAGGAGAUCCUUCAACUCACACAAGAGCUGCAAGCCCUGCAGAGAGAUAAGGACAGUUUUUCCAAAGAGAGGGAAGAUCUGUCUGCCCGCUUGCACGAACAAGAAAAAGCCCAAGAAGAGUGUGUGCAGAGGGCCGUGUCUCAGGCGAGUGCAGCUCUGAGGGCAGAGCUGGACGAGGAGAGAAGAAAGUAUCAGGGUCUCUUGAGAGAGUUCACCAGACUGGAGCAGAGAUACGACAACCUCAGGGAGAUGAGUCUGCUCACUGAGCGCACCAAGGGCCACAGGAGGACAGACUCCAUCCAGAGUCUGAGCUUUGAGCCUCUCUCCCCAACUCUGCUGUCACCCCAGUCCCUCACCCCGCUCUCCCUGUCACCCAUCCCAUCUGCCUUCCCCUCCCCAGAGGAGGUCCGCAGGGUCAGCGUGACAUCUCCCUCCUUUGAGAGGAGAGCGUCUGUGUGGAGCUGCGAAACGCCACUGGACCAGCUGAUGGAGGUGAUGGAUGUGGCCAAAGACCCGGCAGUGAAGAUGAAAGGAGAGGACCUGGCGCAUGCUUACGACGCCGUGCGAGUGGCCAACAAGUUUCUGGAGAGCCAGCUGCGUGGCCAGCACAGUCGGGGGGAGGAGGAGCUGGAGGCUCUGAGGCGGCAGCUCAGCCAAGCCGUCUCUGUUAUCCCAUCAGCUUUUGCCCCAGAGACGGCUUCCUGUCCGCCCCGACCGAAGCCAGCAGCAGUCACUGGUUUACUGGAAUGCAGGAAGAGAGACGCAAGCAAGCUCAUCAAGAACCUCAUCACAGACAUCCGUGUCGACGGCGCCCUGUCUCUGCCUCCUGGCCUGCCCGCCAGCGUGCUCUUCCUGUGUGUUCGUCAGACCGACUGCAGCGGAGACCAAACUCACGCCCGCUCGCUCUGUGGCGCCGCUGUCACGGCCAUGAAGGCCGCUCUGAAGAAACACAGUAACGAUGUAGAUAUGACAGCUCUGUGGCUGAAGAACGCCUGUUUGUUGCACGACCUGCUGACCCAGCACUCCCCAAAACGGACCCUUGACUCAGAUGACGUGGUUCCACUGACUUCUGAUAUGAGCGACUUGAUCCGUGCCCUGAGUGACCUCUGCAUCCAGGCCUACCAGCAGCUCAUCUCCAUCACCGAAAAACGUCUACAAAACAUGAUAGUCCCCGCGAUGCUGGAGAGUGAGACCAUCCCAGGUCUGACCGGCUCUGCUGUGAAGCUGGGAACGUCCAGAAAGCGAGCGGGCUCGGACCCCAGGGGCGUAGGAGGCGAUGCUCCCACCAUGGCGUCGGUGCUGAGGGAGCUGGGAGGCCUCCACGCGGCUCUGUCUCGUCAGGCACUGCCCCCGACGCACAUGGGGCAGGCCUUCCACCAGCUCACCUACCUCAUCUCGGCCUCCGCUCUCAACAACCUGCUGCUAAGGAAAGACAUGUGCUGCUGGAGUCGUGGCAUGCAAAUACGCUAUAAUGUGAGUCUGCUGGAGGAGUGGCUGCGGAGCCGAGGUCUUCAGGCAGGGGGCGCUGUGGCCACACUGGAGCCCCUCAUUCAGGCAGUUCAGCUGCUGCAGGUGGGGAAAAAGACCGAGGCGGACGCACAGGCCCUUGUUCAGACCUGCACUGCCCUGUCCAGCCAGCAGAUUGUGAAGAUUCUGACCCUCUACACCCCCCAGAGUGACGCUGAUGAAAGAGUCACACUGAAUUUCAUCCGUAGCGUCCAGGGGCGUCUCAAAGGCCGUUCUGACGGCCAGCCUCCACAGCUCCUGAUGGAUGUGAGGCGAGUGUUUCCUGUCACAUUUCCCUACAUGCCUCCCCCCGUCCUCCACGCAGAGCAGUUAGUCAUUCCGGAUUCCCUCAAGAUCUCCUUUCUACGCCGAGUCUAACAAACAGGUCCUCUUUUGAGCAAAUUUAAGAACCUUUCGGCUAAUUUAACUGCCAACGUAUUGCAUUUAGUCCUUUGAAAUUUGAAUAAGUUCAAAGAGGUGUGAGAUUAAUUCCUGUCUCUGAUUUUGGUAGCUCUAACUUCCCUAAUUAAUCAGCUAAUUAUCAGUCUUGUAUGCUAUUGAAGGUCAGAGGUCAUGUGAAAAAUGUGCAUCUCAGCUAACUGCUGAGGUUAAAAUACAAUGAAUGCUAAUAG